UCCGGUUCAGAAAAGAGACCGUCAGGUCCUCGAGCCCAGAAAUAAAAGAUCCGGGUGUUUUCUCCUAGCCACUUAGUUAAAAGGCAACGUCGCCGUCCUCUUGCUCUAGGUACUUAUAACCCCAGUCCUGCGGCAGCUUGUUACAGCAGAUGUAGCGAAGAAAGAACUCAAAAGAGGCGAGUUUUUGCUGAGGGGAGCGAUGAGAGCGACGCACCGGAAGCGGUACCUUGGAAGGUCUUCGGGAGCCGCAGAGACGUGUCGGUCUUGGAAGCGCUGGGGGCCCCGCGCUAGGUCUGUGGGCGUGGACGGUGACGGCAAGUUGCCCAGCCGAGCAGCGUGGGGCGGCGGCGGCGGCGAAGGCCGGGGCUGGGAGGUUUGGCCGCGGGGGUCCCAGCCAUGGCCUUGUCCGUGGAGCGGCUGCAGCAGCGGGUACUGGAACUGGAGCGGGAACUUGCCCAGGAGAGAAGUCGGCGGGCCCUGGGUGACGGCGACGGAGCGGGCGGCCGGGCCCGCAUUGAGAAGAUGAGCUCAGAGGUGGUGGAUUCCAAUCCCUACAGCCGCCUGAUGGCCUUGAAGCGAAUGGGAAUUGUAAGCGACUAUGAGAAAAUCCGUACCUUUGCUGUAGCAAUAGUAGGUGUUGGUGGAGUUGGUAGUGUGACGGCUGAAAUGCUGACAAGAUGUGGCAUUGGUAAGUUACUCCUCUUUGACUAUGACAAAGUAGAACUGGCCAAUAUGAACAGACUUUUCUUCCAGCCUCAUCAAGCAGGACUGAGUAAAGUUCAAGCAGCAGAACAUACUUUAAGGAACAUUAAUCCUGAUGUUCUUUUUGAAGUACAUAACUAUAAUAUAACCACAAUGGAAAACUUUCAACAUUUCAUGGAUAGAAUAAGUAAUGGUGGGUUAGAAGAAGGAAAUCCUGUUGAUCUAGUUCUUAGCUGUGUGGACAAUUUUGAAGCUCGGAUGGCAAUAAAUACAGCCUGUAAUGAACUUAGACAAACAUGGAUGGAAUCUGGGGUCAGUGAAAAUGCAGUUUCGGGGCAUAUACAGCUUAUAAUUCCUGGAGAAUCUGCUUGUUUUGCGUGUGCACCACCACUUGUAGUUGCUGCAAAUAUUGAUGAAAAGACUCUUAAACGAGAAGGCGUUUGUGCGGCCAGUCUUCCUACCACUAUGGGAGUGGUGGCGGGGAUCUUGGUACAAAAUGUGUUAAAGUUUCUAUUAAAUUUUGGUACUGUUAGUUUUUACCUUGGAUACAAUGCAAUGCAAGAUUUUUUUCCUACUAUGUCCAUGAAGCCAAAUCCUCAAUGUGAUGAUAAAAAUUGCAGGAAGCAGCAGGAAGAAUACAAGAAAAAGGUAGCAUUAUUGCCCAAACCGGAGACUGUUCAAGAAGAGGAAGAGAUAAUACAUGAGGAUAAUGAGUGGGGUAUUGAGCUGGUAUCUGAGGUUUCAGAAGAAGAAUUGAAAAAUUCUUCAGGUCCAGUUCCUGACUUACCUGAAGGAAUUACAGUGGCAUAUACAAUUCCAAAAAAGCAAGACGACUGUGUAUCUGAAGUUACAGUAGAAGAUUCUGGAGAAAGCUUGGAAGACCUCAUGGCCAAGAUGAAGAAUAUAUAGAUUAUGGACUGGCAUAUAUUUUACUUUUUCUGUGUAUAAGCCUAUUCUCUUGAAAUUAAAAAAAUUCAAAACUGAUAAAACUUAGGGCAAGAUUAACUGAUGUUGUAAUCUUCACUAAAUUGUUAUACUUUAUUAAAAUACUGUAGCUGUUGCUCUUUGCUCCUCUUUCUAACUAAAUCUAAUAGCUGUCCUAAAAGAUUUGCCUUCAGAGUACUAUUGUAGCAUAGCCACCAAAAUAUCUUGGCCUUUUGAAGGUUGGGGAAGGACCAAUCUGAUUCUAUAGUCUUUAUUUCUUUCUAGUAAUCCCUUGUGGUCUGUGAAAAGGACAUAGACAAUAAAGUAGUACAAACAAAAGGA
This is a messenger RNA of Marmota flaviventris (yellow-bellied marmot), 1968 nucleotides long. It is a transcript of the gene Uba5, whose product is annotated as ubiquitin like modifier activating enzyme 5. NCBI's taxonomy places the organism in Eukaryota, Metazoa, Chordata, Mammalia, Rodentia, Sciuridae. The record is from RefSeq and is a predicted model, not a curated record. Gene Ontology annotation, biological process: protein ufmylation. Gene Ontology annotation, molecular function: UFM1 activating enzyme activity. Gene Ontology annotation, cellular component: cytoplasm; cytosol.